Molecule: messenger RNA, 885 nt
Organism: Branchiostoma belcheri (Belcher's lancelet)
Lineage: Eukaryota; Metazoa; Chordata; Leptocardii; Amphioxiformes; Branchiostomatidae
Exons: 6
Coding region: 16-885 (289 amino acids)
Source: RefSeq, a predicted model, not a curated record
AAGUAAACAAACAUCAUGGCGGCCAAGGUGAUGUUCUAUUUCACCACUACCGUCAUGCUUUGCGCCCGCCUGCUCCCUAUCGAAGCUUUACAGGUUCAGAUCCCGGAGGUAGUGACGUUGCGCCACGUCCAGGUGCAGAUUGACGUGACCGACGUUCCCGGGUAUCCACCUGGCUACAACGAGUCGUGCGCGACGUCACACGUCACGGGCAACAAGGCUUUGAUGCUGAACGUGUCGAUGAAGGUCUUCGCUCCUGGUAUUCAGAUAGACACCGAAUUCUUUUCACCCGAUCAAAACGCCCUGGUCGCAGUGGACACAGACAACGAUCACUGUGGCAUGUCCUGGACUGAUGUGUACAACACCCCGUUCCCCCUCCAACACCUGAACCAUGAGAUGACACGGGUCUACUGUGAGCAUGCGCCGAACUACCCAUCUGGCAGCCGUGGCGGGGUGACGUCACCGAUCGACAUUAAUGUCUUGCAGCCUCCCUUCAACCCAGAUGACCCAAUACAACACAAGCUCCUGCCCGAGACCUGGUCCCUCAUGUUUUCUCCGACCUGGGUACAGAAGAACACUCCGUACGUGGUGCUGGACAUGACUGUGGGCCAUCUGAGGGCGGAUGUGUGGACAAGCUGGGUCUGCCGGGCCACCGGGGAUCCACUCAACAUGGAGGUGUACCUGGCACUGGCACCGGCAGGUUGCCCAAGUGGUAAGUACGGCGGCCGGUGCGACCGGGACUGUCUGUGUGAGAACGCCGCCGCCUGUCACCCCUUCAACGGAGCCUGCAAAUGUCGGCUCGGCUGGAAGGGCGUCGCCUGUGACAUCGGUAAGAAGUGUCAUGUGCAAAGAAAUAAAAAUCCAGCCUCUUCAAGAUCCUACAUCUAA